AUGGCAUCAUUUUCAAGCGAACUGAAGAAAACACAAGAUAGAAUCAAGGCAGCAGGACUGAAAGCGGCGAGGUGCAACACGGGUGAAAGCUCAGGCAGCGCAACUGGGAUAACAACAAGAAGCCAAUCUAGAGGAAGAGAACAGCAAAACAAAGAAGUACAUAUGGAAGAGGAACAAGAAGAAGAGAAAGGAAACCAGAGAAAACAAGAGGAAAAUCAGGAGGAGGAACAGGUACAAGCGGAGGGAGGAGUUGGCGAACAAGGAGGUGAAAGUGGAGGAGAAAACGAAGCAGAAGCAAAGAGACAGAGGAGAAUGUGGGGUAACGAGACGUACAGAGUUGAGAGAGGGGUGAAACACGCUGGAGGAGGAGAGGGAUCAAAGAGAGGAAACACCGAGACAGAAAUGGUGGAAGCAGAUUCAAGAUGCGUUGAACUCAAACCAAGUCGGUGUGGCGAACGAAAUGCUGCAAGGUUAAAUGUUAAUGUACGGCGAGGACCCUGA
Melampsora larici-populina 98AG31 is the source of this 501-nucleotide messenger RNA. RefSeq lists its product as uncharacterized. Bases 1 to 501 code for a protein of 166 amino acids. Lineage: Eukaryota; Fungi; Basidiomycota; Pucciniomycetes; Pucciniales; Melampsoraceae. The transcript is spliced from 3 exons. The record is from RefSeq and is a predicted model, not a curated record.